UCUUCCGCGGCCCCGCCCACCGCUACGUCUGCCUUCGCCCCGGAAGUGGAAGUCGUGCUGAGGUCAGAAGGCGGAACCGCUGCUGGGAGACGGCGGGAUCUAUUUCGCCAUGGCUGCCGGGCCGAUCUCCGAGCGGAACCAGGAUGCCACUGUGUACGUGGGGGGCCUGGAUGAGAAGGUUAGUGAACCGCUGCUGUGGGAACUGUUUCUCCAGGCUGGACCAGUAGUCAACACCCACAUGCCAAAGGAUAGAGUCACUGGCCAGCACCAAGGCUAUGGCUUUGUGGAAUUCUUGAGUGAGGAAGAUGCUGACUAUGCCAUUAAGAUCAUGAACAUGAUCAAACUCUAUGGGAAGCCAAUACGGGUGAACAAAGCAUCAGCUCACAACAAAAACCUGGAUGUAGGGGCCAACAUUUUCAUUGGGAACCUGGACCCUGAGAUUGAUGAGAAGUUGCUUUAUGAUACUUUCAGCGCCUUUGGGGUCAUCUUACAAACCCCCAAGAUUAUGCGGGACCCUGACACAGGCAACUCCAAAGGUUAUGCCUUUAUUAAUUUUGCUUCAUUUGAUGCUUCGGAUGCAGCAAUUGAAGCCAUGAAUGGGCAGUACCUCUGUAACCGCCCUAUCACCGUAUCUUAUGCCUUCAAGAAGGACUCCAAGGGUGAGCGCCAUGGCUCAGCAGCCGAACGACUUCUGGCAGCUCAGAACCCGCUCUCCCAGGCUGAUCGCCCUCAUCAGCUGUUUGCAGAUGCACCUCCUCCACCCUCUGCUCCCAAUCCUGUGGUAUCAUCAUUGGGGUCUGGGCUUCCUCCACCAGGCAUGCCUCCUCCUGGCUCCUUCCCACCCCCAGUUCCACCUCCUGGAGCCCUCCCCCCUGGGAUACCCCCAGCCAUGCCCCCACCACCUAUGCCUCCUGGGGCUGCAGGACAUGGCCCCCCUUCGGCAGGAACCCCAGGGGCAGGACAUCCUGGUCAUGGACACUCACAUCCUCACCCAUUCCCACCGGGUGGGAUGCCCCAUCCAGGGAUGUCUCAGAUGCAGCUGGCACACCAUGGCCCUCAUGGCUUAGGACAUCCCCACGCUGGACCCCCAGGCUCUGGGGGUCAGCCACCGCCCCGACCACCACCUGGAAUGCCUCAUCCUGGACCUCCUCCAAUGGGCAUGCCCCCCAGAGGGCCUCCAUUCGGAUCUCCCAUGGGUCACCCAGGUCCUAUGCCUCCACAUGGUAUGCGUGGACCUCCUCCACUGAUGCCCCCCCAUGGAUACACUGGCCCUCCACGACCCCCACCCUAUGGCUACCAGCGGGGGCCUCUCCCUCCACCCAGACCCACUCCCCGGCCACCAGUUCCCCCUCGAGGCCCACUUCGAGGCCCUCUCCCUCAGUAAAUUCGCAUUUUCCUUCCUCCUGUUACAUCUUCCCAAUAUCUUUUCUAUUCCUUGGACCAAUCAGAGAUGCUGUAGCUCCUUGGGGCUAAGGUACUAAUCCCUUUCAGCACCCCCACUCCAUUCUCCUUUUUAAUGUAACUUUUUCCACAGGAGGUAUUUCUUUUUUAUGUUGGUCCUGAGUAUUUUGCAAAUGCACAGAGAAAAUAAAACUAAACUCCUUGUUUA
This is a messenger RNA of Symphalangus syndactylus (siamang), 1609 nucleotides long. It is a transcript of the gene SF3B4, whose product is annotated as splicing factor 3b subunit 4. The record is from RefSeq and is a predicted model, not a curated record. NCBI's taxonomy places the organism in Eukaryota, Metazoa, Chordata, Mammalia, Primates, Hylobatidae. Gene Ontology annotation, biological process: positive regulation of mRNA splicing, via spliceosome. Gene Ontology annotation, cellular component: U2 snRNP; nucleolus; precatalytic spliceosome. Gene Ontology annotation, molecular function: RNA binding.